AAUAAUGAAUCAAUGACGAGAGAGAGCCACGUGGUCAUCUAUGAGCCUCUGCUUUAUCUUUCACAGCAGCGUGGUCGGUUCAAUUCCGGCAUCUAGCUUUUCCAAACCUGCGGCCUCAAACUUCUUUCUCCUUGUUUUUAAUCUUUGCAUUUCACAAAAAGCCCCAUGUUCGCUUCAACCUUCACAUUCUGUUCUAAGCUCUAUCUAAUUGGUGCAUAUGGGGAUAUCACAUAGAGUUGAUUAUUCGUUGGUCCCCUAUAGAAGUAUUCACAAUAUGAUUCAUUAUAUAUGUUAAUCUAAUCAGUUUUGGGAGCCAUAGCUUGAUCUUGGGAAGGAGCAUUAUUUUGAUACGAGGCUUAACAAUUCACGUGGUGUUCUUUUUCCUCCCACUCACAAAUAUUAUUCUCAUCAUUUUUUUAACCGAUUUAAUGUUCUAUUCUUUUUUGAAGCAAACGCUUGCUAGCGAGAAGAAACAAGAGCUAAUCAAAUUCACCCAACUGCCUUGGAUAAAAAUACACGGGAAAUCAACAAAGAGAGGCGUUGUUAUUAUAAGAUGAUUAAGAUUCCAAAAGAGGCAGAUCUUGCAAGAAAACAUGAAGGUGAUUCGUCAAGUAAUUAUGAGAAAGCAAAGGCAUCGACAUCAUCAUGGAGCAGCAUGGAGCAGCAAUGGGUGAGGUUGAAGGAUCCGAGGAUAGUGAGAGUAGCAAGAGCCUUCGGAGGCAAAGACAGGCACAGCAAGGUUUGCACCAUACGCGGUUUGAGAGACAGAAGAGUGAGGCUGUCGGUACCCACAGCCAUUCAAUUAUAUGACCUUCAAGAGAGGUUAGGGUUCAAUCAACCCAGUAAGGUUAUUGAUUGGCUUCUUAAUGCUGCCAAGAAUGACAUUGAUGAACUGCCUCCUCUUCCACCAUUAAAUCUGGCCCUCGUUCAUCAUCAUGCUAUUCUCACCUCUAAUUCUCAGCCUAACGAAGAACAUGGGUGGGAAGCUAACAAUAACACUUUCUGGAAACUGAUGGAGCCCAAAGAAGCUUCCCUGUCGCAUGAUCACGAGGACAAAGUUGGUGAUGAUGAUGUUAAACGAGGAAGCAAUAAUAAUGAUACUGAGUUAUCUCAUCUUCCGCAUCACCAUCAUCAUCAUCCCUCCUUUGUUGGGUACCAGUGGGAAGGUUCUGUAUCAGAUGGUGCUGGUAGUGGUGGAGGUGUACAUGUUUCUCAUCAGACAGAUUUGCAAAGCCUUAGCGUUUUACCUUCCUCAUCAACUUUGUCUUUGUCCACUGGGGAUUCUUCUCAUCAUCAUUUUCCUUCGCAUUUUGGAGCGAAUAUGGAUAUGGAUAGUAAUAUUCCUAAACAACUCAACUAUAACCAUCACUAUCCUAUGCUCAGUUCUAGUUCAAAUAAUCUGUACCCUAUCUCCAUGGCACAAUCCUUGAAACCCUUUGGGUUGAGCAUGAUGACUCCCAACAGCACUUCAGAGAGCCAGUCACAUAACCACCUUCAGAAUUUUCCCACCAAGUGAUUACACGGACAAAGUGCAAAACAAUAAGAGCACACAGUACUCUACUGGACUGCCAUCUUCAAUGAAUUGAUGUAGCUCAGAGAAGUUGGGGUUGUGGUGGUUUCAGUUGCAGUUCGUUGUCGCGGGGAUAUUACAGGCAAAUGCAUCAAGAUUAAUAGAAAUAUAUAUAGAGAGAGAGACAAACACACACAGUUGUGUCUGUGUGUUUGUGUUGUCCCGCGCUGUAUGAUAUCAACAGUGAUUAGCAAUAAUUUAUAUUAAUAAUCUUUGUACUUCAUAUGGUUGAUUGAUUUGAUUUCCUUGGGAAGUUAGCUGUUGAACGUGGUCUAAUGUGUUUUGAAUGGGACGAGAAUCAACUUCGAUAGUUGCUUU
Messenger RNA from Neltuma alba, 1888 nucleotides. RefSeq names its product transcription factor TCP13. The transcript has 3 exons. The record is from RefSeq and is a predicted model, not a curated record. The coding region runs from base 554 to 1516 and encodes 320 amino acids. Gene Ontology annotation, cellular component: nucleus. Gene Ontology annotation, molecular function: DNA-binding transcription factor activity; sequence-specific DNA binding. NCBI's taxonomy places the organism in Eukaryota, Viridiplantae, Streptophyta, Magnoliopsida, Fabales, Fabaceae.